Molecule: messenger RNA, 594 nt
Organism: Coccidioides immitis RS
Lineage: Eukaryota; Fungi; Ascomycota; Eurotiomycetes; Onygenales; Onygenaceae
Exons: 5
Coding region: 1-594 (197 amino acids)
Source: RefSeq, a predicted model, not a curated record
AUGGCAGAGACUGAAUGCCUUUUGAUACUAAAGGAGUGGACAGGCGUUGAAGACAGCCUUGAAGAGAGUGACAGAGCAAGGAACCUCUUGCGCAGGGUGAUUGAGAAGCAGACGGAAAUGCAAAGGAAGAAGAGAAGGGGAGGGAGGAGAGGAGACGAGAGGAGAUGGGCGGCGCGAGGAGGGAUGGGAUUAAUUUUAAAGGGGAGGGAGGCGGUUCCUGGAUUGGACUGGGCUGGGCAAGGGCCGGGCCUGGGUUGGACGUGGAGAACCGCCAGCAACCAGGCACAUAGCAGGGGCCUUGGCUUCCAUGUCGACCCAGUCCAGCGAGCCUCGACAUUCACCCGACAUACUCGAAGUUACCGCAGUAUGGAGUGCGCCAGUCAACAGGUUACGGGAGAGGCCCCGUGUGGCCGCCGUCUCCCCACCAUAACUUCACCCAAGGAACAGAACGGAGAGCCACAGCAGAAUUUAUCCUCUUCUCUUACUCGCGAUAUUCACCAGUUUUGUGCUCAGCGGAUUCCUGUCUGUUGGAUGUCGGUUGCCAUGAGGCGUAUGGGAACCGAUGGUUGGAUAAAAGCGCUGCUGGGCGGGUAA